Messenger RNA from Plasmopara halstedii, 1263 nucleotides. Its product is annotated as gag-pol polyprotein. The record is from RefSeq and is a predicted model, not a curated record. Gene Ontology annotation, biological process: DNA integration. The transcript is spliced from 2 exons. Gene Ontology annotation, molecular function: nucleic acid binding. The coding region runs from base 1 to 1263 and encodes 420 amino acids. Lineage: Eukaryota; Oomycota; Peronosporomycetes; Peronosporales; Peronosporaceae.
AUGAAGCCUAUUAUACCUGACGAGGCCAACGUGACAAGAUCGUUGGGAUGCAAUGAGGACACCACUUCGUACCUCUGGCACCUUCGACUUGGUCACAUAGGCCAUGGCGGCUUAGAAGCCAUCGUCAAGAAGGGUUAUGGCAUUGGGGUCAAUUUGGCGUCAGUAAAGCAGUGGGAGAUGUGCGAUGGCUGCGCACUGGGGAAGCAAACACGUGUAAGAUUUACAAAGUCUUCUUCUAAAUGGGACCAACAAGUGCUUGAAGUCAUUCACAGUGACGUUUGUGGACCAAUGCAGACCGCGACAUUUAGUGAAAUACGCUAUUUUGUCACGUUCAUUGACGAGUACUCCCAUUUUUGUGCUGUGUACCUGCUGAACACCAAGUCCGAAGUGUUUGACAAGUUCGCAGAUUACGUUGCGCUUACUGAGACCCAUACUGGCAAGAGGGUCAAAUGCAUUCGAAGCGACAAUGGCGGUGAAUACACUUCUGCUGCAAUGACCAACUUUUGCGCAAAGCGCGGCAUUGUACAGAAGUUCACGCCACCGUACACACCUCAGUUGAAUGGUGUUGCUGAGCGAAUGAAUCGGACUUUGGUUGAAUCGGCUCGAUGCAUGAUGGAACAUGCCGGUUUGUCGAAGUUUCAUUGGGGUGAAGCUGUUGUGACUGCCGCAUUUCUAGGCAACAGAUGUCCAACUCGAGCAACAAUGCACGACAAGUCGCCAUAUCAAGUUUGGACAGGCAAAAAGCCUUUACUGGCGAAUUUGAAAGUGUUCGGAUGCCAUGCGUAUGUUCACGUGCCGAAAGAGAAGCGAUCCAAGUUCAACGCCAGGUCAGUCCGCUGUCAAUUUCUUGGCUAUUCGGAUUAUGAAAAAGCGUAUCGAUUCGAAUACGUCGAAAGUGGUCGAUUGUUGGUUAGGCGUGAUGCACAGUUUAUGGAGAACGUGUUCGACUGCGGAAAGCACUCUGCUCAGCACGAGAUUGUGAUACAGGAUGAAGAAGAACAAGAUUCGUUACAGUCUGAUGAGACGGAUAAAGAAGAUAACGAUGAUGUGCGAAUAAAGAAGACUUUGCGCCUGGCAGCAUACGUUACAACCUCUCUCGAAGAGAUGUCAGCUGCAGCUCAAGAUUUUGAAGCGGCCUACAUCAUGGAUUCAGUGCGAGAAAUGCCGACAACAUUCAAGUCGGCUAUGGAAUCCAGUGAUGCAGGCAAGUGGAAAAAGGCAUGCGACUCAGAAAUACAGUCGUUCCAACAGAACAAGACCUAG